AUGUUAUAAUUAAGAAAGCUUCCAAAAUUUUUAUUUUGUUAAAAUUAAAACAUUGAUAAGAAAAAUGUGACAGUAAAUAUGGAAUAGAUAAAAUAAAGAAUAAUGGAUAGAAAGACUGAAUUGCCAUUUAAGGAUCCUUCAAUAAAUAAAGUCAGAGAAUUUUAUGAUACAAAACAAAAUAAAAGGAAAACAGAAUAUAUAUUUGAUUUUAUAGAGCCAAGUUUGCAUAAUAAGGGUGUUUUAUAAUAAGUAUUUGGAUUGGGUAAUGGAUAUUUUUCAGUGAAUGAUGUUUGGUAUCCAGGAAGUAUAUUAAUAUUUCCUUAAUAAAUAUUUUUAUGGGAUGUAUAGACAGCAGGUGAUAUAAGAGCACAUAGUUUUGAUAUUUUGGAAGUGAUAAAACCAAGACCAAGUAAAGAGUAUGAUAAAUAGAUUAGGUUAUGUUUUGAUAGGGACAGGAAGAGAGAAACAUAAUUUACCAGAUUCUUAUUUUGAAAAGUUUAGGAAAUUUGGUAUAAAAGUAGAUGUUGUAGCAACAUUUGAAGCAUGCAGUCAUUUUAAUUUUUGUAGUGAAGAAUAAAGAGAUGUUUGUGCAUUUAUGAUUCCUUAAAAUUUAUGAAUUAAUAUUAAUAUAUA
Messenger RNA from Paramecium sonneborni, 633 nucleotides. Lineage: Eukaryota; Ciliophora; Oligohymenophorea; Peniculida; Parameciidae. The record is from the annotation of a GenBank genome assembly.